GUUCUAUCUAGUAGUGUAGCCAUGGCUUCCUUCACCUGUUCUUCUCCAUCUUCGAUCUUGCCUAUUAUUGAUACAAGAAGCGGGAAUUUGCGCUGCACAUUUCGCUCUCAGGUUUCUUGCGGGAUUCAGAGGGAUGAUAAUGGACGCCGUGUGUGGCGGAGGAGAACAUUGACGAAGAAGGACGAUAUGUUGCGUUACAAAAUGCAAAGAGUUCCAUUUGUGGAGGAACAAGUGAGGAAGAUAAGAGAAGUUGGGAAAGUAAUGACAAUGGACAUAGAGCAGCUUCUUUUGAGGGAAGACAAUCGGUUUGAAUUUGUCAAUAGCGUAGCAGCUGAAGCAACAGAGUACGUGGAAAAGAACAGAGACGAAUAUGGAGGUUCCAAAAAAGCCAUCUUUCAUGUUCUAAGCAACCGUGUGAACGACCUCGGCUUUGAUCGCCCUGAGGCUUAUGUAGAAGCUGAUCCUUACAAGCCCGGUCCUGGCUAUUUGUUGGAGUAUUACACAUGAGAUCUUAUUACAAGAGUUUCAAAGUACUUCACACCUUUAUUGUUGUAUUACCAAACCAAAUCAAUGCAUUCACAGCUUUGAUUUCUUUUUUUUUUUUGCCAAAUUUCCUUAUAUUUAUUUAGAAUUUACUACAUCGAUGAAGACGAAUGUCUAAUGACAAGAGUUGUUUAGUAAAA
Arabidopsis lyrata subsp. lyrata is the source of this 683-nucleotide messenger RNA. RefSeq names its product protein PLASTID TRANSCRIPTIONALLY ACTIVE 7. The transcript has 4 exons. The coding region runs from base 22 to 507 and encodes 161 amino acids. Lineage: Eukaryota; Viridiplantae; Streptophyta; Magnoliopsida; Brassicales; Brassicaceae. The record is from RefSeq and is a predicted model, not a curated record. Gene Ontology annotation, biological process: plastid transcription. Gene Ontology annotation, cellular component: plastid-encoded plastid RNA polymerase complex.